Phoenix dactylifera (date palm) is the source of this 1329-nucleotide messenger RNA. Its product is annotated as elongation factor. The record is from RefSeq and is a predicted model, not a curated record. Lineage: Eukaryota; Viridiplantae; Streptophyta; Magnoliopsida; Arecales; Arecaceae.
GCCUCAUAUGAUUUUUGUUUGUCCGGCCCGGGGCUUCCCCCUUCCGUCGCAUCUCCGUAAGCGGCCGACCCUCGUUGCCCGUACAUCACCGUCCGCUUCUCCCACCCCAAUUCGAAGAAAGAGAGGCCCCUCCCCCCACAGGGUUUUUUUGGCCCUCCAACUCUUCUCCUUCUUGUUCUUCUCCCAGGGUUUUGUCCCCAAUUUCUUGUUUUCUUAGAGAGAUUGGGAGAUGGUGGGGCACGGGCAUGCGAUCCCGCUGGAGGUGGUGGGGACGAUGAUCGAGAUGGCGGACGUGGCCUGGAGCGCCCUCGAGUACCGCCGCGAGCGCAAGGCCGAGGCAGCGGAGGAGGAUGAUAUUGCCCACCUCAAGGCCGAGAACCUCCGCCUCCGAACCGUCCUCGACGACAAUCUUGCUGUCCUCCAGGGCCUCUAUAAAUCUCCCUCUGUAUCCAAAGAUUGCCCUCCCGAUUUAUAUACACGCCUUGUAGCUGCAGUGGACAGCUCGAGCUUCCUGGCCAAUCUUGAAUCACUUCAUCAGGAGUCAACAGAUUUACCAAAUGGCAAGUUCCCAUCUAGUGAAGCCACAGGGACAAAUUUAAAUGCUGUGGAAAUUAUGGUAGAUGUUGAUCAUGGAGAGCCUACUUGGUGGGUGUGGGUCACGAAUGAUAUUGUCCCAGAUUGCUUGGAGGAAGUAAGUGGAAUUGAUAAUGAAAAUUAUGUCAUCAUUAGUGAAGAGAAUGUAGUCGAUGCCAUUGCCCACUUCAUAGCCAGAUGCAUCCUUGAAAACCCAAAAUCUAAGGUUUUAACGCCAGAGGAGCUGCAGAGAAAUGUGACAACGGUUUUGGGUGGCAUUAAAGAUAGGAGCAAGUGGAGAAAUGUUUGGGAGGCUGGAAAAGUCAUUUACACCUUAUCGACCUGUGGAAUUGCUUUGGCAGGGUUAUACAGGCACCGGGCAAUAUUGAAAGCUGCAGCGAGGGGCGUUGGUGCAUCUGCCAACCUCGUCUUGAAGGUUGUCUAGAACUGCAACAACAUUAAAUCCAUCCACGCGGUUAUUGACUUCAUCAUGGAGUAGUAAGUCUCUUGUUCAGAAAAAAACAUGCUUCAUAGAAAGUUCUGCAAUGGGGUGUAACACUAAUAAUAAAUCCAUCAUGCAAUCGUUGACUGCCUCGUCGUUGUUUGCUUCAAAAUCUGUACAGCCUACAUCUGCAAGGUAUUUGUUGUGUAUUUAUUAUUCAUUAAGGUAAAGCCCAUGGAAGUUCUCGAUUUCUUGGCUUGAAGACUGCUAUGAAAUUUCAUCAAUAAAAAAAAUACAGAACUAUAAGAUGUGAA